AUGCCUUUCAAUCCUACAUACGCCUCCGUUGAGAAUGAGGGCUGUGACCUUCACUACUGGUUCCAAGGGGCCGGGCCCCUUCUUGUCUUCAUCCCCGGUGGAGGCGGAAUCGGGCGUCAAUUCAACCCUCUGUUCGAGCACAUGGAUCAAAACUACACCAUCUGCACCUUUGACCGGCGUCAGACAAACGCUAGCGUCGUGGCCGAGCAGAAGCCGCUCAAUCCGGCCCAGCAGUGCCGGGAUAUCAUUGCCAUCUGCAAAGCUCUUGGCCGACAAAAGACCUCCAUAUUCGGCAACAGCGGUGGCGGCGUCAUUGCACUGCAAUUCGCCGUCAGUUAUCCUCAGUACCUCGAGCAUGUGGUGGCCCAUGAAGCCCCCACGACAAUCCUUCUGGAUGACACCACCUACCAUCUCAAUCGCGCGUUCGAGAUCCUCGAGGUCUAUCGAUCGGGCGGUGUUGAAGCCGCUUUCAAGACAUUCCAGGUCGAGAUGAAAGGCUUCGAGGAUAGCCCGCCUCUGGAGAAACCCUCGGUCGAAGACGGGAAGAACUUCUUCGAAAACGAAUUCUUGACCUUCACUAUUUACUGCCCUGAUCUUGGAAAGGUCAGGGAGAAGCAGGUCUCCGUCCUCGUUGUAGCAGGUGAGAAAAGUGGCGAUGCGUUCUAUGCGCGAACAACCUACGCGCAGGCAGAGAUCCUUGACUGCCCCCAUCGCGUCUUCCCGGGUCAUCACAAUGGGUACGAGUCCGAGCCAGUUGCGUUUGCCCGCCAAUUGCUCGAUGCCCUUCAAGAUAUGGAAGAGAAAAAGCUUCUAUCGUCCUGUUGA
This is a messenger RNA of Penicillium macrosclerotiorum, 825 nucleotides long. Its product is annotated as alpha/beta fold hydrolase. Bases 1 to 825 code for a protein of 274 amino acids. Gene Ontology annotation, biological process: glycerolipid catabolic process. NCBI's taxonomy places the organism in Eukaryota, Fungi, Ascomycota, Eurotiomycetes, Eurotiales, Aspergillaceae. Gene Ontology annotation, molecular function: triacylglycerol lipase activity. The record is from RefSeq and is a predicted model, not a curated record. The transcript has a single exon.